Toxotes jaculatrix (banded archerfish) is the source of this 1409-nucleotide messenger RNA. It is a transcript of the gene nup35, whose product is annotated as nucleoporin 35. Gene Ontology annotation, molecular function: phospholipid binding; single-stranded DNA binding; structural constituent of nuclear pore. Gene Ontology annotation, biological process: NLS-bearing protein import into nucleus; regulation of DNA-templated transcription; nuclear pore organization. The transcript is spliced from 9 exons. The record is from RefSeq and is a predicted model, not a curated record. NCBI's taxonomy places the organism in Eukaryota, Metazoa, Chordata, Actinopteri, Toxotidae. The coding region runs from base 300 to 1196 and encodes 298 amino acids. Gene Ontology annotation, cellular component: nuclear pore central transport channel; nuclear pore nuclear basket; nuclear membrane.
UAGCCCCGUUAGCUGAGGUGCUCUCAGUUUCCAGUCUGCUCGGACCAGCACCCCUGAGCUCUGGAAACCAACAGAAACGAACUGAGUUUCUGACUGACUCCGAUUUUAAACCAUUUAAAUUAUUGGCUGGUAUCAUUUAGCGUUCAGCUCCACUUUAGUAGUUGUUUCAGUAACAGAAAGUUCUAGUGACAGUCCAGUUAGCUUUGCUAGCCACAUUAGCCAGCUAGCCAGCCCUUUGCCUGGCGUCAUUUCCUACUUUUGAAAAUCGCGGCCAGAAAGUAACGAGGCACCAGGCAGAGAUGGAGCUUCAAGUGGGAACGGAACCGAUGACCCUGGGCUCUCCCACCUCUCCAAAGCCGACCUCUGGAGCUCAGUUUCUGCCCGGUUUCUUGAUGGGAGACCUACCAGCUCCAGCUAGCCCCCAGCCACGCCCCUUCAGCUUGACCAUGCCCCUCGUGGAGAGCACAGGUAUGCACCGAGGAGGAGGAGGUGGUGGGGGAGGCUCUGCCCCUCAGCCUGUUGUCCCCACCCCCAAGGAUAAAAGUGGAGCUCCACCUGUCCGCAGUAUCCGCGACGACUUGGUUACUGUAGCGACGCCCCUCAAUGCACACAGGCAGUCUUUUCCUGUAAUGCAGUCUCCUCUGUCUGCUCGUCAGGCCUCAACCCCAGGAACAGGUGUGCAGCAGGUGUGCUUAUCUCCAGCUCAGGUGGAUCCGUUCUACAGUCAGGGAGAGUCUUUGUCAUCUGAUGAUCAGCUGGACCAGACCUGGGUCACUGUGUUUGGUUUUCCUCCAGCCUCAGCCUCUUACAUCCUGCUGCAGUUUGCUCAGUACGGAAACAUCCUGAAACACACGAUGGCGUCUCCUGGUAACUGGAUGCACCUUCAGUAUCAGUCCAGGCUUCAGGCCAGGAAAGCUCUGUCUAAGGAUGGAAAAGUGUUUGGUGAUGCCAUCAUGGUGGGAGUGAAACCCUGUAUAGACAAGAGUGUGAUGGACAGCAGUGAAGCUGUCUCUCUUCCCCUCUCUUCCUCCUUCUCCUCUUCCGCCCUCCCCUCCACUCCUCGUUCCGACAUCAGACCGCUCAGCGCCGCCUACAGAAGCUCCAGCAACGACUACCAGGUGGUAGCAGACAGACAGACACCCAGGAAGGACGACAGCUUUGUUUCCAAAGCGAUGGAGUACAUGUUUGGUUGGUGACAUUACACAGUGCAUCAUGGGAUACCUGCAGCCUCGAAGGAGAAUCGGUGGAUGAACUGACUCACUACUGUGUGCGUGUGCGUGUGUGUGUGUGUGUGUGUGUGUGUGACUGUGCACUCUGUGUGUGGAGGAUUUUCUCUUUCUCUCUCUUCUUUUAUAAUAUGUGUUUUUUACUGUCUCUGUCUCAAUAAAAUUGUCUCUGGUUUAAACUCA